This is a messenger RNA of Chondrus crispus (carragheen), 157 nucleotides long. RefSeq lists its product as hypothetical. Bases 1 to 144 code for a protein of 47 amino acids. The record is from RefSeq and is a predicted model, not a curated record. Lineage: Eukaryota; Rhodophyta; Florideophyceae; Gigartinales; Gigartinaceae. The transcript is spliced from 2 exons.
AUGCCAAUGUCAAAGCAUAACAUGAUGAUGGUGAUAAUGGGCGACUCCGAAAAACAUAAAUUGUGUACACACAAAUUUCUUUGUGUAUGUGUGUCGUAUUUUGUGCCUUGGCACGGAAAUGCAUGUGAACAAAAAUUUGUGUAAGACACAUUUAAUG